GUUGUUACGUAGUUUAGUUGUCUUCCCCCCGCCCGUACCUCGUCAACCGUGCGGUUAUCACUAACGUCGCGUCUUUGGGACGCGAUAAUAAUGAUAAAUAAAAACAAACAAAAAAACAAUAAGAAUUGACGACACUAAUUUCCGUCCCCGACGUCGCAACAAGCUGACUUCCGAAACUAUUAAUACAAUUAAUAUCGCGUCCAUUUCACAUUCAGCGGCCAAAUCGUUUAUAUAUCAGAUCACGUUUCGUACCCGAUCGUCUCGUGACCCGAAGGUAAGCUCGCACGCACGCACGUACGCCCGACCCACUCGAACACGAUAUAAUGCUGUGGACACCGCUGUCGGAACGCCGGAACGCUGAAAUGCAAACGGUAGUUAAAAAACAUUAAAAAAUGACUAAAUCAAGACACUAAUCGAAAUUCGAUAACCUACGAUCGCAGUGAGUACGAGGAAAUUGACGCCGUCAGUUUGGCACAGAUAUAGUACAUUGGUAACGACGUGACGCUAACCUGACCCAUCUUCAAGCUCCAAACCUUUACCAAAGGUUAGCAGUACUUAAUAGUGUUUCAACGGUUAGCUUUAGAAGUUUUCUGAUUUCGAUUUGUUGGUUUCAGUGCUAAAAUAUAUUCAAUCUUCCAAAAUGGCUGUACAUGGAUCUACACCCAAACGUAAAGAAAUUUACAAACAUGAAGCACCUUGGCCAUUAUACAGUAUGAAUUGGUCAGUACGGCCAGACAAACGAUUUCGGUAAACAACGAUAUUUAAUCAUUGUUAUGACUGAAUACUUAUUAUAUUUGAUAAGUUUCAAAACAUUUCAGAUUAGCUAUUGGCAGUUUUGUAGAGGAAUAUAAUAAUAAAGUUCAAAUUGUAUCCUUGGACGAAGAAGUAUCAGAAUUCAGUCCCAAGAGCACAUUCGAUCACCCAUAUCCGACAACAAAGAUUAUGUGGAUCCCUGAUAGCGUAUGUUAUUAUAAUAUUUACAUUAUUUGUUAAAUGUUUCACAUUGUACCUAAAUACUUAUCAAAUUUAUUAUAUUAUAGAAAGGAGUUUUUCCUGAUUUAUUAGCUACAAGUGGUGAUUAUUUACGAAUUUGGAGAGCGGGUGAACCAGAAACCAGACUUGAAUGUAUCCUUAAUAACGUAAGUAUCAACUCUGUAAAAUGUAAAAUGAUAUAUUUUUGUUUAGUACUUUUGAGACAAUUCAAUUGUUUUGAUAAAUUGUGCAAUUAACUUUGAUGUUUCAAAGUUUUGCUCAAUAAUCAUUAAUAAAACUAUUAAUUUGAUAAAAAUGUAUUUUCAGUUUUCUGAAUACAUUAUUAUAAUAAGUAUAAUAAAUGUUUAACUUGGUAACCGAUUUUUACAAUAUGUUACCCGAUCCUUUGAUAUCUAAUUAAGACAAUAUUACAUAAUAGAAGUUAUUAUAAAAUAUUAAUCUAAAUGAUUUUAAAAUACUUAAAAUGGAAGUUAAAUAUAAUUAAACAAUUUUGUUGCAAUCAUAUCGCUAUAAUAUACCUAUUAUGUUAACAGAAUAAGAACUCUGACUUUUGUGCUCCAUUAACAUCAUUUGACUGGAAUGAAGUUGAUCCUAAUUUAAUUGGAACAUCAAGUAUUGAUACUACUUGUACUAUUUGGGGUCUGGAAACAACACAGGUAAUAUUAUUACCCAACAAUCAAAUUUAAUAUUUGAAUGAAAAAUAAAUCAGAUGUUUUAUAAAAUUACAAUUGUAGAUUGUAGGUAGAAUUAAUUCUGUUGCUGGCCAUGUUAAAACGCAGUUAAUAGCUCAUGACAAAGAAGUGUACGACAUAGCCUUUAGUCGUGCUGGAGGCGGACGAGAUAUGUUUGCAUCAGUUGGUAUGGAAAUGCUAGUGCAUUAAUUGUCAUUAAUUUAUAGUGAAUCAUUAUUUAUUUAAUUAAAGGUGCUGAUGGUUCAGUUAGAAUGUUUGAUUUGCGACAUUUAGAACAUUCAACUAUAAUUUAUGAAGACCCACAGCACUCUCCAUUACUCAGACUCGCCUGGAACAAGCAAGAUCCUAAUUAUCUUGCUACAGUCGCAAUGGAUGCCUGUGAGGUAAUUAGUAAAUCUUUUCUAUUCUAUUUUUUUGGAUAAUUGAAUUAUUAUUACCUUGUGUGAAGGUCAUUAUAUUGGAUGUGAGAGUACCAUGUACGCCUGUUGCUCGACUAAAUAAUCAUAGAGCUUGUGUGAAUGGUAUUGCAUGGGCCCCCCAUUCAUCUUGUCACAUAUGUACUGCUGGUAUGUAUAUUUAUUAUGUAAUUAUUUCCUUAUAACUAAGGUCCAAAAUUAUAUAUACAUAAAAUAUGCAUGUAUGUAUGCACUGAUUAUCAUUAAAAUAUGCAAACAAAAACCUACUUAAUAUACAGAUUACAACAACUAGUCUUGAACAAAUUAUCUUUAUCUAGAAGGAAUUAGAUAAUAUAAGAAAACAAAUUCCUUAGGAACCAUAGGUAUAUGUGGGUAAAACCAACCUACAAUAGUAAAACAAAUGGGUAUGAAACACUUAGAUAUUUGACUAUAAUGUAAUGAAAAAUCAUAACUGAACCCUACUUAUAAUAUUUAAAUUUAUUUAGUGUAACUAAAUUAUUAUUUUUUAAUAUUUUGUUCAGGUGAUGAUCACCAAGCUCUGAUAUGGGACAUCCAACAAAUGCCUAGAGCUAUUGAAGAUCCAAUUUUAGCAUAUACAGCAGCAGAAGGAGAAAUAAAUCAAAUUCAAUGGGGUGCCACACAGCCAGAUUGGAUUGCAAUUUGUUAUAACAAGUCAUUAGAAAUAUUACGAGUGUAAUAAUACUAUUGGAUUAUUGUAAAUGCAUUAAAACUAGAUAAUCAUAUUAAUUCAUUUUUAAUCCCAUUUUUCACAUAAAUAUUAUAAUUUAUCUGAUUGAUAUGUGAAUUAUAUUUUCAAAAAAACCCAAGACUUGAAUUUUAUAUUUUAUUUUUUAAAGAUUUCAAUAUCUUGAUUUAUUUUUACUAUUUCACCUAUAUUUUCUUAUAUUUUAUUUUACUAUUUCAACAUUGUCCAAUAUUUUAUACUAUUUAGUAUAAAAAUGUAUAUUAUUAGUAAUUCUCUGGUAGAUAAUUUUUUAGUAUAUUCAUGUAAUUAAAAACAAUUCUCUUAUAAAUUAUAGGACAACUAUUGGUUUGUUUGAUUUUUUAAUUGUAUUUUUAUAAAUAAGUUACUAGUUUAAAAAAAUAUAGAGUUAAUUUAAUAGAUAUUAAAAACACAUAGUAUAUGUAUAAGUUAAUUAUAAGACGGAAAUGUAAAUAUUUAUCAAUAUUAUGUUUUAACAAAUGUGAUUUUUUUUUAAAUGUUAAUUUUAAUUUUUUUCUUAUCAUAUUUGUAUGAAACCGCAAUAAUUAAUUUUAAUAUUUUUUACAAAGUUAGUAUCCAUUGUAUAUUAACAAACAAUUAGAUUCAUAUAUUUAAUUAGCAAUAUUAUUGAUUAUAAAUUUUCAAUACUUAAUUUCACACUUAUCAUACAUUUAUUUUAAUGGUAAUAUGAAACAUUAAACAAUAUAUUUAUAUUAUAGUUAAUUAUAUUAGAUAAUAUUAUUGUACACUCAUUAUUUAUUGUGAGUUGAACAUGUAUUAUUUAUAAAUUACUUUGGAUCAUAUAGAUUUUUACACUCUGACCUUUAAAAAUAAUAAGGUGGCACAAUUAUGAAUUGAUAAGUUUGAAUUUUGAUAAUCUCUGAAAUUAACAUUUAAACAAAUUACUUAUUCAAUGAUAUAAGUUAAAUUAUGAAGUUAUAACAAACAAAAGUUUAAUACUUCAUUAUUUCAUUAUAUUAAACAGGUGUUAUAUAUUAUAUUUUUAAAAUAUUAAUUGUAUUUAUCAUUAUUAUCUACAUACAAUUUUUUUUGAAAAACUAAC
Cinara cedri is the source of this 3888-nucleotide messenger RNA. Lineage: Eukaryota; Metazoa; Arthropoda; Insecta; Hemiptera; Aphididae. The record is from the annotation of a GenBank genome assembly.